GGAGUAAGUUGCGACUCCUGUUUAAAAGGAAACUUUCGGGGUCGCAGAUACAAGUGCCUAGUGUGCUACGAUUAUGAUUUAUGUGCUAGCUGCUAUGAAGCUGGAGCGACAACAACGCGGCACUUAUCAGAUCACCCAAUGCAAUGCAUAUUAACAAGAACUGAUUUUGAACUUUAUUACGGCGGUGAAGGUGUAAGUGUCGAGCAACCUCAGUCGCUGACUUGUCCCUACUGUACCAAAAUGGGGUUCACCGAAGCAACUUUACAGGAACAUGUAGCAUCUGAUCACCCGGACACUACAUUUGAAGUGGUAUGUCCGGUGUGUGCAUCACUACCGGGUGGUGAUCCGAACCACGUGACAGAUGACUUUGCGAAUCACUUGACUGCGGAGCAUCGCAGCGGACCUAGAGAUUUGAUAUCUUUCUUAGACGAGCCGACAUCUUCUCGGCACGGUCCUCGACGAAUACCACACUCUUCUCGUGGUGUUGGUGGUCAGCGAACUAGACGUGACGACAGGACCUUCAGGUCCAACAUGCUUUUCAGUUCAUCCGGAGGACUGAGUCCUAGCAGCCGUGACAGUAUAGACCCGAUCGCCGAAUUAUUGUCACAGUUGUCUGGAGUGAGACGUACUGGAGCCAGCACUGGCCAGACUACACAAUUACAACAGUUGCAGAUGCAACUGCAGUUGGAACGCCAACAAGUCAGGGCUGCUACGAGACAUCAGUUGGAGCGACUGCCCAGAAGACAACCGCAGGCGAUUGGUUCUGUCAGCGGUGGAACAAGCGGAACUGGAAGUGCCGCAAGUGGAAGUGGUGCCAGUAGCAGCGCUAUUGGCAGCACCAGCGGCAGUGGAAGUGCUGGUGGUAGCGGAAUUAGUUCUGGUACUGCUGGUAGUGCUGGUGGGAACCAUCAUCACUCGACAAUGGCAGGUGUCGUUGCUAACAGUUCAUCGAGCAAUAACAAUACGAGUAAUGUUAACCCGUCCAGCGGAUCGUCUGCCAAUUCACAAAACUCUAUGUUUUUGUUACCUAGAUGCAUUACAACAAGCCUAUCAGAAAACCAACUUCAUAACAUAGAACGUGAUAAUGCAAAUCGUAGUUUAUUUGUGCGUGAAAUAGUACUUGGAACUCUCAGUCACACGGUAACCGAAUUAACAGAACAAUUAGAAAAACAGCAGCUCGAGUUAGAGUCACAGACGGCAUUAGAAGCGCUAAAAAAGUUGCUGAGAACUUCGACAACGAGUGAAGAAACUUGCACCACAACCUUAAGUGACUCUGCUGAAAGUAAUAAAGACAAAGACAAGGACAAGGACGACAAACCUCUAGAAGAGAACCAGUCUUGUCAUUCACCGCCAUCUGUGCCAGAAGCUCCCAGGGAACCCCAGGAACCUGUCACUUCAGCGCCACCUGGACAAGCUUCACCACAAACACAAUCCCAGUAUACAGUAGCCUCAAAUACGCAUACCACUGCUACCAGCAGCCUCGCUACCAACUUGCAAACCCAAGCUGGACUUCCAUCAGCUAAUAUUCAGACAAUUAUGCACAGCGUCUUACCUCCUCCGCCGUUGGUACUGCAGCAACCACUGCCGCCAUUACCGCCAACCCGUAACACGGGAACCGGAACGAUCCGAGAGUCCUCGACAACAAUCGCCGGCUCGCAGCCGCCAUACUUAACCACUCGAGGUGUUAACGUUACCAGCGGCGUUAACUCCGUCAAUGUGACAAAUUCUUCUCGGCGAAAACCCGUCCGGUCCGUCGACGGGCGGAACCAGUCAACGGAACCCCCGCCACCCCACUAA
Molecule: messenger RNA, 1797 nt
Organism: Cotesia congregata
Lineage: Eukaryota; Metazoa; Arthropoda; Insecta; Hymenoptera; Braconidae
Source: the annotation of a GenBank genome assembly